Osmerus eperlanus (European smelt) is the source of this 4946-nucleotide messenger RNA. It is a transcript of the gene rnf19a, whose product is annotated as ring finger protein 19A, RBR E3 ubiquitin protein ligase. Gene Ontology annotation, biological process: positive regulation of proteasomal ubiquitin-dependent protein catabolic process; protein polyubiquitination; ubiquitin-dependent protein catabolic process. Bases 400 to 2943 code for a protein of 847 amino acids. The record is from RefSeq and is a predicted model, not a curated record. The transcript is spliced from 10 exons. Gene Ontology annotation, cellular component: ubiquitin ligase complex; cytoplasm. NCBI's taxonomy places the organism in Eukaryota, Metazoa, Chordata, Actinopteri, Osmeriformes, Osmeridae. Gene Ontology annotation, molecular function: zinc ion binding; ubiquitin conjugating enzyme binding; ubiquitin protein ligase activity.
UGCGUGCGCGUCCGUUCGUCCGAGAGCUCCUCAGGAGGAAUCACAAACCCGCCCACAAAGCUGUGCCUAAACUAGACGGGACAGGACAGCUGACGUCCGGAGUUGUCGUAUCUUGACCUAGCCAAGUUGUAAUUACACAUUUCUUAUGAAAUCCCUUUAUGUUACCUCUGGACUUAAACGAAGACAUAUUUUUCGUGGAUUGUUUUCACGAUUGCUAUCUGCCCGUCACCUUUAUGCCAGACUAGACCUGGUCUGACCAGAAAAGAAAAUCCCCCACCCACCCAGACCUGAAACCCACCAUGUCAUAACAGCUGAAACUCCCACUCGCCCCUCUGACCCCUCCCUCCCCUCUGCGUCUCCUGUUCCCUGGGACGGUGACGCCAGCUUCCCUCCAGGAAGAUGAACCCCCAGCAGCCUCCCCACGGCGCCUCGGGGUCCGAGCGCGACCUCCACUCGGCCGCCUCGUCCGUCAGUCUGCCCUCCGGCCGAAAGACGCCCAAGAAGAGACGCCUCUCCCUCCACUCGCUCUUCGGGCGGCGGCGGCGCCCCGAGCGUGACCCCAAGCGCAAGUCCCGCGCCCUCCGCGGCGGAGGCGGGGUCGACGGGAUCGCCAGCGUGGAGAGCAUCCACUCCUCCGAGGCGGGCCACAAGGGUUACGCUCCCCCGGGGGUCCCCUCCACGUCCUCCUCCGCCUCCUCCGUGUCUCCGUCCUCGGCCGGCGACCUGCUGGAGUGCCCGCUGUGCCUGCUGCAGCACGCCCGCGAGCGCUUCCCCGACAUCAUGACGUGCCACCACCGCUCGUGCGCCGACUGCCUGCGCCAGUACCUGCGCAUCGAGAUCUCCGAGAGCCGCGUCAACAUCUGCUGCCCGGAGUGCUCGGAGCGCUACAACCCCCACGACAUCCGCAUGAUCCUGGCCGACCGCGCCCUCAUGGACAAGUACGAGGAGUUCAUGCUGCGCCGCUGGCUGGUCGCCGACCCCGACUGCCGCUGGUGCCCCGCCCCCGACUGCGGGUAUGCAGUCAUUGCCUUUGGCUGCGCCAGCUGCCCCAAAAUCACGUGUGGCCGCGAGGGCUGCGGCACAGAGUUCUGCUACCACUGCAAGCAGCUGUGGCACCCCAACCAGACCUGUGACGCCGCCCGCCUGCAGAGGGCCCAGAGCCUCAGACUGAGGACCUUCAGAUCCUCCUCCCUCAGCUACAGCCAGGAGAGCGGGGCCGCAGCUGAUGACAUCAAGCCCUGCCCGCGCUGCGCUGCCUACAUCAUCAAGAUGAACGACGGCAGCUGUAAUCACAUGACCUGCGCCGUGUGCGGCAGCGAGUUCUGCUGGCUGUGCAUGAAGGAGAUCUCUGACCUGCACUAUCUGAGUCCCUCAGGCUGUACCUUCUGGGGCAAGAAGCCGUGGAGCAGGAAGAAGAAGAUCCUGUGGCAGCUGGGCACGCUGGUGGGCGCCCCCGUGGGCAUCGCCCUCAUCGCCGGCAUCGCCAUCCCCGCCAUGAUCCUCGGGAUUCCCGUUUACGUGGGGAGGAAGAUUCAUAAUCGCUACGAGGGCAAGAACAUCUCCAAACACAAGAGAAACCUGGUGAUAGCGGGUGGUGUGACCCUGUCUGCCAUAGUGUCACCAGUGGUGGCAGCCGUCACCGUCGGUAUCGGUGUACCCAUCAUGCUGGCGUACGUGUAUGGCGUGGUGCCCAUCUCGCUGUGUCGCGGUGGCGGGUGCGGCGUCUCCACCGGCAAUGGCAAAGGAGUUCGCAUCGAGUUUGAUGACGAAAAUGACAUGAACGUGGGCAGCGGGGUGGCGGCCACCGAUACCACCUCCGUCGCAGACACGAGGCACAACCCGAGCAUAGGGGAGGGCAGCGUGGGGGGCAUGACGGGCAGCCUCAGCGCCAGCAGCAGCCACAUGGAGCGCGUGGGAGCCAUGCGGGACAACCUGAGUGAGAACGCCAGCACCAUGGCCCUGGCCGGGACCAGCAUUACCGGCAGCCUGUCAGGCAGCGCCGUGGUCAACUGUUAUAACCGGUUGGAGGUUCAGGCAGACGUGCAGAAGGAGAGGUGUAGCCUGAGUGGAGAUUCAGCCACGGUCAGUCUGGGAACUAACAGUGACAACGCCAGCACAAGAGCCAUGGCUGGUUCCAUCCUCAAUGCCUAUAUGCCUUUGGACAGAGAUGGCGGCAGCAACCUGGAGGGCCAGGUGGACCUGGAGGGCCAGGUGGACCUGGAGGGCAAGCAGGAGAGGAAGCUCCGCCACCCCAGCACCAGCAGCAGCCUGGACGACGCCAGCAGCAACGGCCCCGGGGGCGCCUGCCCCCCUGGCUGCCCCCACGACCCCAGCUGCCGCUGGACCAAGGAGUCGUCCACGUGCUCUGGCGGUAAGAAGAGCAAGGGCAAGCCGCGGAAGAAAUGCAGUGGCGGGAGCAAGAUCGAGGAGACGCUGGAGGACGUUGAGGCCCGCCUGCUGGAGCAGCGCAGCACCAACUCCAGCGAGUUCGACUCGCCCUCGCUGAGCGGGAGCCUGCCGUCCGUAGCCGACUCCCACUGCAGCCACCUGUCCGAGUUCAGCUGCUCCGACCACGAGUUCCCCCGCCCCCUGCCCCCCAGCCUGGAGCCCUACCCACGCCUCCCCAUCGCCCCUCCGGAUGCAGGGGUCACCCUGCUGGCUGAGGUGGAGAACGACCGACUGGAGACCUGUCCAGUCCUGAGAGGUGGCCCCACCUCCCUAUCACCACCACCCCUCCCUGGUUCCCCAGAGGGGGUUGGUGGGACUCUUCUCUUCAUUGCCGAGGAGAACAUUGGGUUGAUUUGGGACAGUGAGCCCCUUGACUCCCUGGUUGUGGAAGAGGACCUGAAGGAGAAUAAUAAUAACGACACCACCACAGCAUCUGUGGUUCACCAGCAGCCUGCAAGCCCAGCCAGAAGUGGCUGUAUUCAAACGAAUAUUUAGAGUCACUACACAGACACACUGACUUGCCUCGGAUGCUAAUGCUAAUGGCUAACCUCAACCUAGCUGUGUCCGUGAAACUGUGCUACUUCUCACAGCUAACCUCAAGCCCUCCGCAUAGAGGGAGUGCAUCGCACACUCACUGCAUUGGGGAGGUCAACCGUCUUGGUGAUUGAUGAUUUGUCAGCUGUGGAAACAAGAAUGUUGUGGGAAAAGUUAAAGGUAUUUGUGAUACGGCAAAGGUUAAAAUGAGAUGAAAAUGAAAGACGAACCCAGUGAGGUCAGAGCUAAUUGGUUAUCUGUUCCGACAAGGGGCGGGACUAGCUUUUGGGCGUGGCAGGUCCCAAUGGCAGGACUGCCAGCCAGCUAAUGCAAAGCCCCUCUCCAUCUACAAGGCCAUUGGUUGACACAAUAGCUGGAGCACUAUAGCUCUAUGAAUGUUGAAUGUACUUUGGCAGGUUUGAAGCAGGAUUUAUGUGGGGAUGUAGCAGAAGACAGAAGAAAAGAGUUCAGUUUGGAAUUACAGUGUGUCCACUUAGGAAUUUAAUUCUUUCAAAACACCGGCAUGAUGCCACAAAUCCCAGAUCAAUCCCAGGAUCCUUGUGUUGACCUGUGAACAUGCCAUAAGAAGAUUAGAUGGGUCACAGAAGUACGAUAGAAAUUCUAAUCUAGACGUGCAUCUGGCGUACAAGUUGAAGGUGUUUAGUAACUGAUAGGAUUUGAGAACUGAUGACACUGUGGUCCACAACUGUGCCACCUGUCAAAUCAAAGGGUGAAUGUCAGUAGCCAAUGAUUAGUCAUUUCCUGCUCAAAAGGCCUUUAAGGGCUCAUUGAACUUUUGGAUGAUUAAAUUGAGGAGAUUAUACAAAAGUAGGCAGACUUUUGAGCGUUCACCUGAAAGUGUGAUCAGAAAGCACCACAGCAUAAAGGAAUAUGAAACUUUCUAUUAAAGCUCAUCAACGUGUCAAUAACCUAAGAGGGACCAUGCAAUAGUCAUAUUUUCAUGACGUUUCCAUGAUUACUUUUUUUAAAAUUAUGUAGUAUUUUUUGUUUAUUUUAGAGGACAUGGUUUUUUUUUCUAAUUUUUGGUCCUCUGUAAGGUCCACCAGUGUUAUGUGAUGGUUGAAGCCCCUAGGGCCAAGUCAGCCCUAACCCACAUGCAUACUUCUAUAGAUAUGAGAUGACUAGACAGACAGGAUGGCAGACAUUCUGUCUUGCCUGUCAGAUGCUACUACCAUCUUGAUUAACCCUAUCCUGCCCUUCUCAGAUCCACACAAGUGGAAAGCUUGUCUGAUUUGGGUAGGAGUUGAUUGCCAUUUUGUAAAAGACGACCAAAUGUUUAUCAUCCUUUUCAACAAGACGGAUCAAAGCAGCUCCAAGCUGGAUGAAAGAGUAAUGAGAAAUAUUCUUGGACUAAGCUGAAAUGUGUCUACGACCUAGAAGAACCAUAUGGACCUGCACUGAAGACAGGCUACAUUCAGUUAUUCAGAUUAUACAUUUGGAUUGCUUGAUUGACAUAUGGAGAAUUGUCAAACAAAAUUUAAAAAAAGGGUUGACUCAUUUGUCAUUUGGUUAAAAUGUUAUAUUGGAUCUUUCUAGGUUGUAGAUGAAAUAAUGUUUAUGGAUGUCAUGUACAGUAUUAAUGGUGCCUUUAAAAAACACAUGUGUUAAAAAACAAACUGCAGUGAUACAACAAAACCAAGCAACCAGACUGUUGGUGGCUGGCUCAAGUGGGGGAAUAGGCUGGGUCGGUGUAUGGCUUGUUCUGCAGAUUAAUUCAGUUAAUUUCCCGUCCACAGUGGUGCUGCUUAAUAAUCAACUCUGAAAUGGUUCAGUGCCGCAAGGAGGACUUUAUUAGCUUCCUAAAUUUCUGUAAUUCAUUGUAUUUUUUGAAUACUUGUGCCAGGUCUGAUUUCGUACCUGCGCAGGAGAGAUGUACUUCAUUUGUUUGUUACUCAUUUUUGCUUUACAAUAUGCAUAUCUAAAAAAAUAAACAGCUGAAUCAA